AGCUAUUCAUUGUUUCCCCCUUUUGCUUUAUUUCCAGCUUUUCGUUUUUCUUUGUUGCUUUUUCUUGAUUUUGUUGGGGGGUUCGAUUGUUGAAGUUGAUAUUUUGAUAUCUUUCUAGGCUUGUGUGGGAGAGAUAUGUGGUGCUGGUUUGUUGAUGUGAGUUAAAGGUGGUAGCUUUAUUGGUAUUCGGUGAAUUUAAUUUUGUUGCUGUUGGUGAAAUUCAUCUAUUUUUAGGAUUUGGGUGUUUGCCUUUUAAGUUGAACAUGAUUUGGAAGAUCUCGGUGGAAAUACAUCUGUUGAUUUCCUGCUGUUUUUGGUUCUGAUUGAUAAGUUUUACCUGUUGCUAGUUUAUUUGGUGCACGGUUUUCGGAUUUUAGUGAGAUUUUCAUCUCGUAACUGGUUAUUUUGUUUUGAAGCGUACUCAUGGACUCCCCUCAAUCGGUUGUUUCACCACUCAAGAGCUCUUUCCCUGAGUCCGAGAAACAGCAUAGCAAUCUUUUGGCAGAAAAGUCGAGCCUCUUCUCAAGGGAAAUCAAUUUCCAGAGGAAGGGAAGUGCAGUGGGUAACUUGGAGGAGUUCCUAGGUGCUCUGGAGGUGUACAUACACCAAGCUAGGGAUAUUCACAACAUUUGCAUCUAUCAAAAACAAGAUGUUUAUGCUAAACUUUGUGUGACUAGUGAUCCUGAGAAGACAGUUUCCACCAAAAUCAUCAAUGGCGGUGGGGCAAAUCCUAUUUUCAAUGAGAAUGUCAGUCUCAAUGUUCGCAAAGUUAAUUCCUCCCUUAAAUGUGAGAUAUGGAUGCUAAGCAGGGUGAGGAAUUAUCUUGAAGAUCAGCUUCUUGGGUUUGCUUUGGUGCCUAUAUCUGAAGUACUCCUCCACAAUGGUAAGUUGGAAAAGGAGUUCUCUCUUUCCUCAACUGAUCUCUUCCACUCACCCGCAGGAUUUGUUCAGUUGUCCGUCUCUUAUAUUGGAGUGCCGCCUGAAGUCAUUCCAAUCCCGGCACCACCCACAUCUGUGGAGACUGAUUCAAUGACCAGGGACACCGAAUCUAUCAAGUCUGUUCCUGAUGAUAUGGAUAAGAUCGAGUUCCCUGACCCAAAUGUUGCAAACGAGAAUCACCAGAUGGUCGAAGAAUAUUUUGGGAUGCCAUGUAGCAAUGUGGACUCACCAAGUUCAGACAGCCUGGUCAGUUCUGAUACUGAAAAUCAGGUAAGCUCCGAGGUUGAGGUCCAGCAUGGAGAAAGUUUCUCGAUGGGAACUGGAAGCUCGAGACCAUCGCUGAAGGUUGAUUCUCCUCCAAGCAGCGUAUCAACAAAUGGAGGUUCAUCUGCGUCAGCUCCUGUGAGUUUUCAAUCCUCUGAGACUCCGAAAGAUUCAAAAUCUCUGGGUGAGGAACUUGUUUCACCUCCUAAAGGAAAAUCCAAGGAAAAAACUGAAAACGGCGCAGAUGCUGACAGCAAUGCAUCUGGUGGGGUGUCGAGUGAUACAUUUGCAAAGCCUGCUGUCACGGUGCCAGAGCCGAAGGUGGUUCAGCAGGACAUAGUGGAUAUGUACAUGAAGAGCAUGCAGCAAUUUACUGAAUCCCUAGCUAAAAUGAAGCUUCCUAUGGACUUUGAAAAUGGGCCUACGAGCUCGGAGAAUUCCACGAGUUCUGAGCAGAAGACUCCUGGAUCGAAGAACUCAGGCUCUCGAGUAUUUUAUGGAAGUAGAGCUUUCUUCUGAGCAGUUAUUGAGGUUCCCAGGAUACACAGGUGACUUUAGUGAUUAGAAUGGAGACUGAUGCUAAUAGUAGCAUUUUAAGUGUAAUGUAACCUGGUGUUGUACUUUAUCUGGCUAUGUAUUAGAUGAUCAAAAAAGAUACUGACUUGUAUGUUGUAUCAGUCUUUUGUCAUCUGAGUUACUUGUAUUGUACAUUGGAGACCUCGGCUCUUUAAUCUCACCACUUCACUCUUAGUCUGCUA
Molecule: messenger RNA, 1961 nt
Organism: Salvia miltiorrhiza (redroot sage)
Lineage: Eukaryota; Viridiplantae; Streptophyta; Magnoliopsida; Lamiales; Lamiaceae
Exons: 2
Coding region: 424-1722 (432 amino acids)
Source: RefSeq, a predicted model, not a curated record